Messenger RNA from Heteronotia binoei (common prickly gecko), 737 nucleotides. RefSeq names its product StAR related lipid transfer domain containing 5 (gene STARD5). The transcript is spliced from 6 exons. Gene Ontology annotation, molecular function: lipid binding. Bases 1 to 642 code for a protein of 213 amino acids. The record is from RefSeq and is a predicted model, not a curated record. Lineage: Eukaryota; Metazoa; Chordata; Lepidosauria; Squamata; Gekkonidae.
AUGGAGCAGCAGCGCUACAGAGAAGUCGCCACGCGGGCCGCGGAGACGCUGCAGACCUACCGGGAGGAUCUCAGCGGCUGGCGGAGCUGCAAGCGCACGAAUGAAAUUUCUAUUUCUUGGAAGCCGUCAACUGAAUUUCAUGGAAACUUAUACAAAGCAGAAGGGAUUCUGCCUGCAGAACUGGAGGCUGUCUUUAAAUGCAUAAAACCGGAGGCUGGAGGCCUUAGAGAAAAAUGGGAUAAGAACGUGAAGGAAUUGUUCAUCAUUGAGAUAAUUGAUGAAAACAUUUGUAUCCUUAGAACUGUCACACCUUCAGCAUUAAUGAAGAUCAUUUCUCCAAGAGAUUUCUUAGAUGUGGUUCUAAUUAAGCAGGAUGAAGACGGGACAAUAUUAUCAGCAGCAACCAAUGUGGAGCAUCCGAAAUGUCCACCUGAACCAGGUUAUGUGAGGGGACAGAACUAUCCCUGUGGCUGUUUCUGCAUUCCUGUCCCAGGGGACCCAAGCAAAACCCAAUUGGUCAGCUUCUUCCAGAGUGAUCUAAGCGGCAACCUUCCUCAUUCGAUCGUCGACUCCUUCUUUGCAAGCAGCAUAGCUGAGUUUUACAGCAAUCUGACCAAAGCAGUGAAGACACUUGUGGCUUAAGCAAUUUUUUUCUCCCUGAGAAAACUGAACUAGCAGAGCUCCUGUAUAUGUUUGCAGUUUUGUGAUUGCAGCUGAGCAGGACAGACAUUAAUACA